UCAAACUUCAUGAUGUUAAAAAAAUUUUCAUUUGUCUCAGUUUUAGUAACAGAUUUAAAAUGCGGGUAAUCUUUUUUUCAUUUAGUGGAGGAGGGAAGGAAAGUUUAACGAUAAUUUACUAAUCGGUCAAUACUGUAAUUUGAAAUAUUUCAAAUCACUUUUAUAACAUUAAGCUCAUAAUAAGAAUAAGAAUAGUAAUAAUAGAUAACAAUGGCUGUUAAGGGAUUAGGAGAAUUAGAUCAAUCAUAUGAUGGUUCAAAUUUAAGAAUUGGUAUACUUCAUGCUAGAUGGAAUAAAGAAAUUAUUCAAGCUUUAGUUGAAGGUGCUAAGAAAAGAUUACUUGAAUUAGGAGUUAAACCAGAAAAUAUCAUUAUUGAAACUGUCCCAGGUUCAUUUGAAUUACCAUUUGGUUCUAAAUUAUUUCAUGAUAAAUAUAAAAAAUUAGGUAAACCAUUAGAUGCCAUAAUUCCAAUCGGAGUAUUAAUCAAAGGUUCAACCAUGCAUUUUGAAUAUAUUUGUGAUUCAGUAACUCAUCAAAUCAUGAAAUUAAAUUUCGAAUUGAAUAUUCCAAUCAUCUUUGGAGUAUUAACUUGUUUAACUGAUGAACAAGCUCAAGCUAGAGCUGGUUUAAUCGAAGGUAAAAUGCAUAAUCAUGGUGAAGAUUGGGGUGCUGCUGCCGUUGAAAUGGCCACUAAAUUUUAUAAUUAAUUAAUUAAUUAAUACUAAUACUUUCUUAUAUAAAAAAUAUACAUUAAAUCGAUCAAAUAAUCAAUCACAAUCAACUCCUAUCAUUAAUAAUCAUGAUAACUAUCAACAAUAGUAAAAAUAUCAAAAAAAUGAUGCCUUCAGCCAGAGUCGAACUGACGAUCUCCUCAUUACUAGUGAGGUGCCUUACCAACUUGGCCAUAAAGGCUUUGGAAAUUAAUGAUAAUUUUAAGGGGUUAUAG
This is a messenger RNA of Scheffersomyces coipomensis, 947 nucleotides long. It is a transcript of the gene RIB4, whose product is annotated as lumazine synthase. NCBI's taxonomy places the organism in Eukaryota, Fungi, Ascomycota, Pichiomycetes, Serinales, Debaryomycetaceae. Gene Ontology annotation, biological process: riboflavin biosynthetic process. The transcript is spliced from 2 exons. Gene Ontology annotation, molecular function: 6,7-dimethyl-8-ribityllumazine synthase activity. Bases 211 to 708 code for a protein of 165 amino acids. The record is from RefSeq and is a predicted model, not a curated record. Gene Ontology annotation, cellular component: mitochondrial intermembrane space; intracellular anatomical structure; riboflavin synthase complex.